This is a messenger RNA of Penicillium longicatenatum, 1704 nucleotides long. RefSeq lists its product as uncharacterized. The record is from RefSeq and is a predicted model, not a curated record. Gene Ontology annotation, biological process: transmembrane transport; carbohydrate transport. Gene Ontology annotation, cellular component: membrane. Gene Ontology annotation, molecular function: carbohydrate:proton symporter activity. NCBI's taxonomy places the organism in Eukaryota, Fungi, Ascomycota, Eurotiomycetes, Eurotiales, Aspergillaceae. The transcript has 10 exons. The coding region runs from base 1 to 1704 and encodes 567 amino acids.
AUGGACUCAACCGUUGAUAGCCCAUCAAAGAGCGGAUUGUCGCUCGUUUUGCAGAAUCCCUACUUAUGCGGCGUGGCGUCGUUCUCUACUCUAGGCGGCUUGCUGUUCGGCUAUGACCAAGGCGUUGUCAGCGGUGUUAAUACCAUGGAGUCAUUUGGGGCUCGCUUCCCACGUGUAUUUUCUGAUAGUGGGUUCAAGGGAUGGUUUGUUUCGACGCUUCUACUUGCCGCCUGGCUUGGAUCUCUGAUUAAUGGACCUCUGUCUGAUCGGGUUGGACGGAAGGUUUCUAUAAACUUAGCCGUGAUUGUUUUUGUGAUUGGCUCUGCUAUUCAAUGCGCAGCGGUGGACAUCCCAAUGCUUUUUGUCGGUCGAGCAAUUGCAGGAUUAGCAAUCGGGAUGCUUACCAUGGUGGUGCCGCUUUACAUCUCUGAGGUUUCCAUUCCAGAGAUCCGAGGCAGUCUUGUUGUGAUACAACAAUUAUCGGUUACCAUUGGCAUUCUGGUCAGCUACUGGAUUGAUUAUGGCACCAACUACAUCGGUGGUACUCGCUGUGCCCCGAAUAUCCCCUAUACCGGAGGAACGGCUUCCUCCCCCUCCUUCGAUCCGUAUCAGGAUGUACCUUCUGGUGGCUGUACCGGCCAGUCUGAAGCUUCUUGGCGUUUCCCGCUAGCUCUUCAGAUUGCUCCAGCAAUAAUCUUGGGCAUCGGAAUGUUAUUCUUUCCAGACUCACCGCGAUGGUUGUUAAUGAAAGAGCGAGACGAUGACUCACUUGCUGCGCUCUCACGGCUGCGUCGCCAGCCUCGCGAUAAUAUCGCUCUUCAGAAUGAAUAUCUAGAGAUUCGUGCAUCUAUUAUGCUGGAAAACUCGUUCGCUAAGGAAAACUUUCCCAAUCUAUCGGGCUUCAAACUUCAUGCUGCUCAGUACAUGUCAAUGUUGACCAAUUGGGCCCGAUUCCGAAGAUUAGCUAUUGGUUGCAUCGUGAUGUUCUUCCAGCAGUUUAUGGGCUGUAAUGCAAUAAUCUACUAUGCACCUACAAUCUUUGCUCAGCUCGGCCUAAGCGGUAACACGUCAUCUCUCCUCGCAACGGGCGUAUACGGUAUCGUGAAUUGUCUGAGUACACUCCCAGCUCUGCUUCUAAUCGAUAAGGUUGGACGCCGUGUUCUACUCAUGGCUGGUGCCACGGGGACUUGUAUCUCGCUGGCUAUUGUGGGUGGUAUCCUGGGAAGUUACGGGUCCAGCUUGCCGGAUCAUAAGUCUGCUGGAUGGGUUGGUAUUGCGUUCAUCUACAUCUACGAUAUCAACUUCUCGUACUCCUUUGCUCCAAUUGGUUGGGUACUACCUUCGGAGAUAUUUAAUCUCUCUAUUCGGGCUAAAGCCAUGUCUAUCACAACAUCUGCGACUUGGAUGUGCAACUUUAUCAUUGGACUUGUAACCCCGGACAUGCUUGAUUCAAUCACAUAUGGGACUUACAUCUUUUUCGCCGUUUUCUGUCUUCUGGCGCUGGGAUUUGUGUUUUUCUGUAUUCCUGAGACACGAGGAAAGACACUUGAGGAUAUGGACCUCAUCUUCGGAGACACCGCUGCGCACGAAGAGAAAAAGCGUAUCAAGCGCAUCGAGGCACUCCUGCGUGGGACUCCUGUUGCUAACGAUGAUGACUCUUUGAAACCGGCAGAUGAGCAUGCAGAGAUUGCGAAUGAUGCAUAA